Messenger RNA from Thlaspi arvense, 957 nucleotides. NCBI's taxonomy places the organism in Eukaryota, Viridiplantae, Streptophyta, Magnoliopsida, Brassicales, Brassicaceae. The record is from the annotation of a GenBank genome assembly.
AUGGUAAAUGAUAAACAGCCAGAGAAGCAGAGUCACGAGAUAAAUGAAGAAGGGAUUUUAUUUAAAUCCACUCUUGCUGUUGGACUUGCCGGUUGUCAUCCCCACCAUAUUCAAGCACUUGUGCAAUUCAAGAACGAGUUUGAUUCCAGCGGUUGCAACCAAACUGACUACUUCAAUGGAGUCCGGUGCGAUAACACGACGGGUGCGGUCACAGAGCUACAAGUACCAAGUGGCUGCCUCACUGGGACUUUGAAACCAAACAGCAGCCUCUUUGAUUUGCAUCAUCUUCGUCACCUCAAUCUCUCUCACAACAACUUUACAUCCUCUUCACUCCCUUCCGAGUUCAGCAAUCUCAACAGAUUAGAGGUUUUGUCUCUUGCCUCUAAUGUCUUCAUAGGUCAAGUUCCUUCUUCAUUUAGUAACCUAACCAACUUAGUCCAGUUGGAUCUCUCACAUAACGAGCUCACUGGUAGUUUACAAAUCGUCCAGAAUCUCACCAAGCUUUCCAUUUUAGACCUUUCAUAUAACCAAUUCUCUGGAACCAUCCCUUCUUCUCUACUCAUGAUGCCUUUCUUGUUAGACCUUGAUCUUAGUGGAAACCAUCUCACCGGCCCUAUUAAUGUUUCAAAUUCCUCUUCAUCAAGGCUCGAGAAGCUGCUCCUUGGGCAUAACCCUUUUGAAGGACAAAUCCUAGAGCCUAUCUCAAAGCUCAUCACCCUCACAUCUCUCGACCUUUCUUUCCUAAACAUAAGCUACCCAAUUGACAUUAGAACCUUCUCGUCUCUCAAAUCUUUGGUGCAGCUUGUUCUUUCUGGGAAUAGUAUAUUGCCAACUAGUUUAAAUUCAGAUCCAGACUUCCUGUUGAACCUAGAGAAAUUUCUUGACGCAUGGCGUCGUUUCUUAACUUCCUCUUACAACAAAACUGGAGCAAGUGAACAAAAGAGAGUCAGAGACUAA